AUGGAGAACUUGAGUAACUUCUUCAAGCAAAAGGCCACCGAACAGCAUCACCGAGCAGAGGUCAUGAUCGCAGGAGAGCAGCUCAGGCUUCGUCUUCAUGAUGGAAAGCUUAUAAAAGAUCGCCGUUAUCACCUCCGCACCUACCCGAAUUGCUUCGUGGCCAAGGAGCUCAUUGACUGGUUGAUUGACCACAAAGAAGCCCCUGACCGUCAGACAGGGAUACGGCUGAUGCAGAAGCUCAUGGACCAUGACAUUCUUCAUCACGUGUGUGACGAACAUCCAGACUACAAGGACGCUAAGCUACUCUAUCGCUUCCGCAAGGAUGAUGGGACCUUCCUGCUCAACAAGGAAGUCAAGGUGUUCCUGAGAGGACAAAGCCUCUACGAGACGCUGAUCAGCAUGGACAAUUCCAUCCUCAAAGCCAGAGAAGAAAACCUGGUUAAAUACCAGAGGAGCUUUUUGGCGUGUGAGAUGGUUGACUGGCUGGUGGAGGAAGGGGAGGUUGCCAACCGGAAGGAAGCUACGGAACUCUGCCAAACCCUCCUUGAACACGGGAUCAUCCAGCAAGUCUCCGCUCAGUGCCAUUUUUAUGACCGGGAUCUCCUCUACCAGUUCCGUAUCAAUUUCCGCCGGAGGAGGCGACUCACAGAACUGCUGAGUGAAAGUUUGCACAGGACACUUUCGGACAGCCCGGACAGCCCCUUCUGCCUCCGCAAGCUCAACCCCGAGCAAAACCCCUCCAGUUUCUUGUCAGUCCAAACUAAUAAGGAAAUAAAAAUUGUUUCGGCUGUCCGGAGAAGCAGUGUGACUUCUCUGGCGGGAGGAUCCAGUCUCUAUUACAACCUCUCCCCCAACCUGGGACUGUUGCCUGCUGUUGAAUGCAAUCCUAAAUCUGUCUUGAAGAAACCCGUCACCAAUGAAGAGCUUUUGACACCUGGAGCACCUUAUAUCAAGAAAACACUGACAAUUGUAGGGGAUGCAGUCGGCUGGGGUUUUGUGGUCCGUGGAGGUCAGCCAUGCCACAUCCAAGCUGUAGAUCCAGGAGGACCAGCUGCUGCUGCUGGCAUGAAGGUCUGCCAAUUUGUCUACUCAGUAAAUGGACUGUACGUCUUACAUUUGGAUUAUCAGACUGUGAGCAACCUCAUUGUGACAGGACCUCGGACGCUUGUGCUCGAAGUUAUGGAAGAAGAUGAAUGA
Ahaetulla prasina is the source of this 1197-nucleotide messenger RNA. Its product is annotated as DEP domain-containing mTOR-interacting protein-like. Lineage: Eukaryota; Metazoa; Chordata; Lepidosauria; Squamata; Colubridae. Bases 1 to 1197 code for a protein of 398 amino acids. The transcript has 9 exons. Gene Ontology annotation, molecular function: protein binding. The record is from RefSeq and is a predicted model, not a curated record. Gene Ontology annotation, biological process: intracellular signal transduction.